This is a messenger RNA of Entelurus aequoreus (snake pipefish), 1887 nucleotides long. RefSeq names its product U6 snRNA biogenesis 1 (gene usb1). The transcript has 8 exons. Bases 847 to 1791 code for a protein of 314 amino acids. NCBI's taxonomy places the organism in Eukaryota, Metazoa, Chordata, Actinopteri, Syngnathiformes, Syngnathidae. The record is from RefSeq and is a predicted model, not a curated record. Gene Ontology annotation, cellular component: nucleus. Gene Ontology annotation, molecular function: 3'-5'-RNA exonuclease activity. Gene Ontology annotation, biological process: U6 snRNA 3'-end processing.
GGAAAAAAACAACUCACUCCAUGGCUGCCAAAGACACUGAAGAUUGGUCAAGAUGAUUACUGUAAAGAGGACUAAGUCAAGUCAGCUGUUGACAACUGGAAAUACAAAUCCUCCACUUUCACUUUUGAGCGGGAUCUGUGUAGACAAGACAUAAAAAAUGUAUAAGGGGGCGUUAACAGUCCCGUAAUCUGUCUAGUGUGGACCGACAUUAAAUAUAUAUAUAUAUAAUCAAUGUAAACACAACGACAGGUUAGCAGCAUUAGCCUUUCGGGAAACGGCAGCUAACGGUGGAUCAGAGCAGUUUGUCGCCGACAAAUCCGACAAAGAUGUGUGUUUACAUACCAGAGGCGUGUAAAUGGACACUCUCCCGAGCAGUAGUUACUCUUCACAACAACAGUUCGUCUGCAAAUGAAAACGCUUCUUGUUGAAAUGCUGCAGCUCCAGGGGCCGAAUACAUUGAUUUUGUGGCUUUGUAAAAAAAAUGCUGCUCCGUUCGACAAAAAUGCCUAUACAAGUCACAGUUGCACGUACGCGUUUAUUUGGCGUUCAGAUCAUCCAGUCGCCAAGGGGAGGUAAAUGUGUGCAUAUUGUUAUCAGUAGCUAGCUAGCUUGCUGAAACCUAGCUUCCGUCUGCGCCCCCUGCGCACGGGAACAUGAAUACAGCAAUUUAGUGCGGGCGCGUACACAUAAAAGGGAAACGGCGAUAGAUAUAUACGCUGUGUGUGCGUGAUAGUCGUCACACUCCUAGUUAUAGCGAUGGUCACACUCCCCCUAAUAAUAAAAACUAAACGUAAUUUCCAAUUUUCACAGGUUUAUUGUGUUGUAUAAGAAGACGCAUCGUUUGUUAUGUUUCUUAAUGUCUUUGGAACGGGUUUCGUGCAAGUCAUUGUGUCAGGCCGGACACAAAUGACGAGAACAACGGGUUGUUUACACCGGAAGCGCGGAUCUUCAGUGGGAGGUAGAAGAGUGGCAAGCGGGAAAGGCAGCAGCUCGGACGAUGAAACUGAAGCUGGUGGUGAAGAUGCGGACAUAACUGGCGACACGAAAAGUGGUAAAUAUAAUGAAAAGUCUCGUCAGGACACGGAUGACGACGACUGCCCGUCGACGAAAAAGCAGAAAAGUGAGGAAAUGUAUCCUACAACAAGAUUGCCUAUCCCUGGUUGUUUACUCGCCAUGUUUCCAGACGAUGUGGACCCACAGGACGAGGACAGCUUGCUGCAUGGUGGCCGUGUUCGCUCUUUUAAACACGAGAGAGGAAACUGGGCCACCUAUGUUUAUUUUCGAUCUGCCUUUGGUGUGAUUUUGACCCCACAAGAGGAACUCCAUCUCAGCCUCUCUCAGACAGUGGUGCUAAAACACCACUGGAUCCUGCCCUUCACACAGAGUCUCAAGGCAGGCCUGGCCCGCUGCAAAAGGUUUGUGUGCUCAGCAAGCAGACUGAAGAUCUAUUGUAAUGCUGAGAAGACAAGGACAUUCCUAGGGAUGGAAGUGUUAAAUGGACACGCUCACUUACUGGAUCUGAUCCGAGUGGUUGAUGAAACAAUGACAGAAUUUCACCUGGAUACUUUUUAUCAGGAUCCAUCUUUCCACGUGAGCCUGGCCUGGUGUGUUGGAGACUUCACUGUGCAAUUGAGGAAGCGCCUUCAAGAGCUUCAGAAUGUGGUUGACAAUCAUGAAGAGGGGCCGUAUUAUCUGUGCUUAGACUGUACAGAACUGCGCUGCCGCACAGGAAACAAGACUUUCAGAUUUUCUCUGGAUACGAAGCAGUACCAAGGACCACCAAACAAAUAGGGAUGAGGGAGUUUUGUGAUGGUAUUUUUACACCUUGCAGUAACACCUAAUCUACCACCAGAAAUAACCAAUAAAGUAUAAUCUUUUUAAGAGAAA